Messenger RNA from Andrographis paniculata, 820 nucleotides. RefSeq names its product cytochrome P450 71A8-like. Bases 53 to 760 code for a protein of 235 amino acids. NCBI's taxonomy places the organism in Eukaryota, Viridiplantae, Streptophyta, Magnoliopsida, Lamiales, Acanthaceae. Gene Ontology annotation, molecular function: heme binding; iron ion binding; oxidoreductase activity, acting on paired donors, with incorporation or reduction of molecular oxygen. The record is from RefSeq and is a predicted model, not a curated record. The transcript is spliced from 2 exons.
UGAACUUUUGGACAAAAUUAUUCAAGAGUAUGAAGAAAAUGAAAGUGCAACAAUGGGCAAAGGUAAAAGUGGAGACUACUUUAUUGAUGUCUUGAUUGGUCUUCACAAGGGCAAUGGAGAAUUGUCCAUUGAUAGAGAGACUGUCAAAGCUGCUUUCCAGGAUGCGAUUGGGGCAGGAACCGGUACAUCAGCUGGACUUCUAAGCUGGGCAAUGACGGAGCUCAUAAAACAUCCAGACAUCAUGAAGAAAGUUCAAGACGAAGUACAAGGGAUCGUGGGCGAAAGACAGUGUAUGACAGAUGAGGACUAUGAGAAAAUGGAUUAUGUGCGAGCUGUCCUAAAGGAAACAUUGCGCUUACAUCCGACAGUCCCUCUCACCCUCCGAGAGACCACUGAAUCUUUCACACUUAGGGGAUACGAAAUUCCAGCCGGCGCAUUCCUUUGGGUCAACUUUUGGGCAAUACACCGGGAUCCUACUAAUUGGGACGAGCCGGAGAAUUUUAAGCCUGAAAGGUUCUUGACUUCUUCGGGGGAGUAUCAAGGGUACUUCCCCUUUGGGUUCGGACGGAGGAUCUGCCCCGGAAUGUCCUUCGCCUAUGCGACAACGGAGCGCGUGCUCGCGAACCUUGUGCACAAAUUCGAGUGGCAGUUGCCUAAUGGAAUGAAGCCUAAGGACAUGGACGUGUCCGAGAAAGUUGAUACUAUGACACUAGAGAGGAAAGUUCCAUUGAUGCUUAUGGCCAAGAAACGCUUUGCUUAGGGUAACAUUGUUAAGUUUUUUGUCUUAAGCCCUCAAACUAGUAAUAAUAUGCAACGCUAC